AUGGCGGAUGCAGCAGAUCUCCUCCCGGGCCUCCCGGACGACAUCGCCAUCUGGGAGAUCCUCAUCCGGCUGCCCCCCAAACCCCUCCUCCGCUGCCGCGCCGUCAGCCCGGCGUGGCGCCGCGCCACCUCCAGCCGCGAUUUCCUCCUCUCCCACCACGCCCGCCAGCCCGCCCUCCACCUCCUCGAGAGCCACAGCGACGACGACGACGGCGACGCCCCCUUGUCCCUGAAAAUCGUCACCUUCGACCACCGUGCCGCCGCCGCCGGCGGCCGGUUACAGCCCGUCGCGCGACUCAAAAUGCCUCCCUCCGACGCGCACCCAUCCGCCACUCCCCGCAUGUAUCUGGCGGCCUCCCGCGACGGCCUCCUCCUCCUCCUCUACCACUUUCACUCCGAGUCGUUCGACCUCUGCAUCUGCAACCCGGCAACUCGGCAGUAUGCUCCCCUCCACCAGCUCAAGGGAUUCAUUCCUAUGGGGAUGUACCCUCACCCCUCCUCUACAGGCGGCGACUACCGCCUCUUGCUGUGCCUACCGGCUGAAGAUGCCGCCUUCGUUUUCACAUUAGGCUCUGCCCACCCGCCGAGGCACAUAGGUUGCCUCCCUGAUCCGCUCUUACUCGAAGAUGCCGACGGGCUCCUAUUCCAAGGUAGCAUAUACUGGUACACUGACGUUGCAAUACUGGUAUUCGACACCACCAAUGAGUCCUUCAGGCGUAUCCGUGCCCCGGUUGGCGCCCCGCCUGCUAGUCACGACGCUCGGGUGUUUAUCAUGGGUGACAUGCUUGCCCUCUUCGGUCCUAAUGAUCAAGGCACAGCCAUUGAUACAUGGGUGAUGCCGAACCGCCAAGAAGAGGUCUGGGAUUUCAAGUGUCGGGUUAAAUUGCCCGUUGCGGAGACUAGGCAGCAGUGUCGGUGUUCCGAGCAUGAACAGGUUGUCAUGGUUGUGCCUGGAGACGACGGUGGGUUGCUCAUUCUCAUCAGUUGUGACCCGUGGCUGUUUCAGGUUGAUACCGAUGGCAACUUGAUUGCCAGUUUCCAUCCCAGAGGCAUCACUGCUACUCAUUCUGUGCUCAAGAAAACUCUUGUUCAACAUACCUUCUUUCCGACACUAGAGGGUUAUGUUGUCAACGCUCCACCUUUCAUCUGA
Triticum turgidum subsp. durum (durum wheat) is the source of this 1149-nucleotide messenger RNA. The record is from the annotation of a GenBank genome assembly. NCBI's taxonomy places the organism in Eukaryota, Viridiplantae, Streptophyta, Magnoliopsida, Poales, Poaceae.